Molecule: messenger RNA, 3355 nt
Organism: Cannabis sativa
Lineage: Eukaryota; Viridiplantae; Streptophyta; Magnoliopsida; Rosales; Cannabaceae
Product: rho GTPase-activating protein 7-like
Exons: 23
Coding region: 366-3008 (880 amino acids)
Biological process (GO): signal transduction
Source: RefSeq, a predicted model, not a curated record
ACAUUACCAUAUUACUACGACAACCACUAUUGCUUUCUACCUAAUCCAAUAAGGGAAAAUUAGAGAGAAAAUUAAUAUUUUCUACCAUAUUAAUUUUCCGGCAAAAUUUUCUGAGCUAACCCUUUUAAUUCCGAACCUUGUCUCACAUUCCCCCCUUUUUUUUUGUCUCUCUCUCUAAAUCAAUUUCAAGAGAUAAAUAUGGCGAAAAAUCAGAGUAAGAUACUGUGAUCGCUUCGAUUUUUAACGUUGGUCUCCGAUCUACUAACGAUUAUCAUCAAUGUGGCACUCGUCUCGGCCGGGUUGACUCAUUGUGAACUCACUGAGAGGUCUAAAGGUUUUUUGACAUUCAAUGGUAAGCGGAGAAAAUGGCAGCUUCUUUAGCGACUUUCGAGCGUCCUCGACCAGUUGCUCCUAAUACGAUGAUGAUUCAGCAGGUUUUCAAGAGUGGUCCACUUUUCAUAUCUUCAAAAGGAAUUGGCUGGAAGUCUUGGAAGAAGCGGUGGUUUAUUCUUACACGCACUUCUCUGGUUUUCUUCAAGAAUGAUCCUAGUGCACUUCCGCAAAAAGGGGGUGAAGUAAAUCUUACAUUGGGUGGCAUUGACUUGAACAAUUCUGGAAGUGUUGUUGUUAGAGAAGAUAAAAAGCUGUUGACAGUUUUAUUUCCUGAUGGGCGUGAUGGCCGAGCUUUUACCCUUAAGGCUGAGACAUCAGAAGAUUUAUAUGAAUGGAAGACUGCCCUUGAACAUGCCCUUGCACAAGCACCAAGUGCUGCCAUUGUUAUGGGACAUAAUGGGAUUUUUCGUAAUGACACAAAUGACACAAUGGAAGGGUCUUUCCCUCAUCAAUGGAAGGAUAAGCGUCCUGUUAAGUCAUCAGUUAUUGGACGACCAAUUUUGCUUGCAUUAGAAGAUAUUGAUGGAAGUCCAUCUUUCCUUGAGAAAGCUUUACGGUUUUUGGAAAAUUUUGGUACUAAAGUUGAAGGAAUUUUACGACAGUGUGCAGAUGUUGAGGAAGUAGAACGAAGAGUACAAGAAUACGAACAAGGCAAGAUUGAAUUUGAUCCUAAUGAGGAUGCUCAUGUGGUUGGUGACUGUAUUAAGUAUGUUCUGCGAGAGCUACCUUCUUCUCCAGUAUCAGCACCUUGCUGCACUGCCUUGUUCGAGGCAUAUAAAAUUGAUAGAAAGGAAGCUCGAGUGAGUGCAAUGCGCUCUGCAAUCUUUGAAACGUUUCCUGAACCAAACCGCCGAUUAUUGCAAAGAGUACUGAAGAUGAUGCAUAUUAUAUCAUCUCAUUCUCAUGAGAAUCUGAUGAAUCCAUCUGCUGUUGCUGCAUGCAUGGCGCCCUUGCUUUUACGUCCUCUAUUAACUGGUGACUGCGGAUUAGAUGAUUUUGAUGGUAAUGGUGAUAAUUCUGUCCAGCUUCUUGCAGCUGCAAAUGCUGCUACUAAUGCACACGCAAUUGUUACGACACUCUUGGAGGAGUAUGAAAACAUUUUUGAUGAUGAAAAUCUACAAAGAUGCUCAAUCUCGGCUGACUCUCGGAUUGAAAACAGCGGGAGUGAAGAAUCUACUGAUGAUGAAAAUAUUGAUAUGAAAGAUAAUGGUUAUCAUGAUGCGGAAAAUGAAGUAGAUCCAGAAACAGAUGAUGAUCCUGAACGUGUACAUAGUGGGAAAUUAAGUGAAAGCAGUGGUUAUGCUGGCAGUGAUCUCUAUGACUAUAAGACAUUUGGGGUUGAUGAUUCAGAUGUAGGUUCACCCAAAGAGAAUCAUGCUUCUGCAGAGGGUUCAAAUUUAUGCGUUGAUCCCCAACAAGUAAGAGAUCCAAUAGCUCAAUUGAUAGAAGAACAAGGUGAUCAGAAGAAAGGUAAUGAAAACUCAAAUGAGUUGGAUCAUCCAAGUACUUCACCAGCUGGUGAAUCUUACCGAUCAAUGGGGGAGAUCCUAUCAUCAAUGGAUCCAGGGCAUCCCUUACCUUUGUCUGGUCUUGAAUCAGGUCCUGGAAAGGCUAUGAAUAAAGUCAGUGGUGGUACCAAUCAUAAUUCAAAACGAUCAACAUUCUGGGGAAGAAGCAAUGUUAGAAAGACACCAUCAAUGGAAUCAGUUGACUCUUCUGGAGAGGAGGAGCUUGCAAUCCAAAGGCUUGAAAUUGCGAAAAAUGACUUGCAACACAGGAUUGCAAAGGAGGCCAGAGGAAAUGCAAUUCUACAAGCUAGCUUAGAGAGAAGGAAGCAAGCAUUGCAUGAGAGACGGUUGGCACUUGAACAAGACGUUUCAAGAUUGCAAGAGCAGCUUCAAGCUGAGAGAGAUCUUAGAGCUGCACUGGAAGUUGGUUUGAGCAUGUCUACCGGACAGUUUUCCAGUUCCCGCAGCAUGGAUUCCAAGACAAGGGCUGAGCUAGAGGAGAUUGCGCUUGCAGAAGCUGAUGUUGCCAGAUUGAAGCAGAAAGUUGCAGAACUCCAUCAUCAACUUAAUCAGCAGCGGCAAAAUCAUUAUGGUUCCUUGUCUGAUGCAUGUGAUCGUUAUCAACAUGUUCAAACUCAUAAUUCUCAGCAAAGAUUUCUUCAGCAAGAUUUUGACACAAGUCUUGCUUUCUGUAAUCAUGAAAGGAAGCAAAGGACUACUGAGGAAAGUUUGUUGGGAACUGAUUGGAGAAAUAUGAAAGGACAAGUGUUGUCAUCUGGUAGCAUCAACAGGCAGCCAGGUCGGAAACCAUUCAUGGAAUCAACUAGUUUGAGUGAUUCAAAGAGUACAGAGGCAUCCACCAGUAUGUCAGUGGACGAUCUUUCAGCUGUUGAUUCUGCUGCAGUGCCCUCCACUUCUAGAGCAGCUGAAGUGGCAGAUUAUCCAAGACACCCAUCUUCUGCUUUAGUCGAAUUGACAACGCGACUUGAUUUUUUCAAGGAGAGACGUUCUCAACUAAUGGAGCAACUUCAUAACCUUGACUUGAACUAUGGUACAACGUCCGCACAAGACUUUGUGUAUAGACCAUCAUCUCCUCCAUGGAACUGAUGUCGAGAAAUGAUGAUGCUCACCAAAUGAGUCAAGCAAAAUAGUUUGACACCUUGCUGUAUAUCCUUCAAUUAUGCUUGCAUAUGUUAAUAUCCUUUGUAGUGAUAUAAUUCACUGGUUUUUCAUAUUUAAUUUUUUUAUUUCUUUGGAGAAGUUGUGUCUGGAUCCCUUAUGAAUAGGUGUUUUGGUCUGUCUGUCUGUUUUAAUUUUAUUAUUAUUUCUUCCUUUUGGGAUUUGUAAACAGAGCGUUCUUUGAUGUGUCUAUAGUAGGCGUAAGUAAUAUUAUUGAGCACAAUGUUGUAAGAGAACAGUUUGGAAUCGAUUUGUGCAAUGCUCUUAUUUUGCCA